CACGCGCAGUAGUGUGUGUGUGUGUGUGUGUGUGCAGGAGUGUGCGUGCACGAGCGCGCGCGCGCGUGUGUGUGUGUGUGUGUCCUGUCACGGAGCUGCCGCUGGUGUCGGGAUGAAGACGGAACCGUGUCUCUGAUAAUCCGCCCGCGUUUCCGAGAGAGAGAGAGAGAGAGAGAGAGAGAGAGAGAGAAGUAACUUUAUAUUUAAAAAAGAAGGAGAAAAAAGAAGAAGAGAGAAAGACGAAGGACGGGACGCAGAGACUCAGACACUCUGGGCUCGGGGCCGACUUGUUGAGUUCCUUUCCGUCGCUUCCGGUAUCACCGAAGAAACCGAGAGCCGUGCACUCUUUCACCCUGCGCCUUCCUCUCCACUGGGCUCUCUCUCUCUCUCUCUCUCUUUCUUUUCUUGUCUUUUUUUUUUUUUUGGAAAAGCCGACUUUUUUUAAGGGAAAUGGGUGUUUGAGACUGUUGGCACAUUCCCCUUCACAACAAUGGCCACGGAGUCGUAUCUGGUGCAUGAAGAGGUGAGCCGAGGAGCUGCGCUGCCCGAGUGCUUCCUGGUCCCAGAUACUUACAGGGAUGAGUUCCACCCGUUCAUCGAGGCACUCCUGCCGCACGUGCGUGCCUUUUCCUACACCUGGUUCAACCUGCAGGCACGCAAGCGCAAAUACUUCAAGAAGCACGAAAAGCGUAUGUCCAAGGAUGAGGAGCGUGCCGUGAAGGACGAGCUGCUGGGUGAGAAGCCUGAGAUCAAGCAGAAAUGGGCGUCGCGCCUCCUCGCCAAGCUGCGCAAGGACAUCCGGCCCGAGUUCCGCGAAGACUUUGUGCUCAGCGUGACGGGCAAGAAGCCUCCGUGCUGUGUGCUCUCCAACCCGGACCAGAAAGGCAAGAUGAGGCGCAUCGACUGCCUGAGGCAGGCCGACAAGGUGUGGAGGCUUGACCUGGUCAUGGUCAUCCUGUUUAAAGGCAGCCCGCUGGAGAGCACGGACGGAGAGCGGCUCGUCAAAUCGCCACAGUGCUCCAACCACACCCUGUGCGUGCAGCCGCACCACAUCGGUGUCUCGGUCAAAGAGCUCGACCUCUACCUGGCCUACUUCGUCCACUCGCCAGAAUCAGGACAAUCAGACAGUUCCAGCCAACAGGCAGACUCAGACAUCAAACCCCCACCAAACGGGCAUUUGAGCUUCCAGGACUGCUUCGUCACAUCGGGGGUUUGGAACGCAGCCGAGCUCGUACGAGUUUCACAGACUCCUGUUGCUUCAGCCUCAGGGCCUAACUUUUCAUUGGCCGACCUGGAAAACCCCGGCUACUACAACAUCAACCAAGUAGCGCUAACCCGACGCUCACUGACAUCACCGCCGUCUACUAGGGCUGAGGUGGAGUUGUACGCAAGUCUUCCUAGGAGCUCCACUAAGCGUAAGUCAAUAGAUGACAGUGAGAUGGACAGUCCAGUGGACGAUGUGUUCUACCCCACGCGCUCCCCUGCUGGAACCAGCUCACAGUCCAGUGGUUGGCCCAAUGAUGUGGAUGCAGUGCAGCACCACUUGGCCAGCGUUCAGGAGAGGAAGAUAAAACAUGAAAAUGAUGGCGUGCAGUUCCCGUAUCAUGGGCUGUCCUCUCCCGGGUCUCUAAAGAAGCCGUCGGGGAAAUUCGAUUUCGGCGCCCUGUCGGCUCAGACGAGGUCCCCCCGCAUGGCCUUCACACACCACCCACUGCCCAUGCUGGCGGGAGUGAGACCAGGAAGUCCCCGUGCCUCAGCCUCCGCUCUCCAUUUCCCGUCUCCCUCCAUCAUCCAGCAGUCGAGCCCGUACUUCACCCACCCCACCAUCCGCUACCACCAUCACCAGGAUCCGCUCAAGGAGUUUGUCCAAUUCGUCUGCUCCGACGGCACAGCCCAGCCCGGUGCUCAGCCUAACGGGAGCGGUCAGAGCAAAAUGGCCGGCUCUUUCCUGUUUCCUCCACCUCCUCCGGUGGCACGGCCGGUGCCACUCCCCAUGCCCGACCCCAAACCCAGCCACACACACCCCGACGGGGGACUCGGCUCACCCGCAUCACCCUCAUACUCCUCGCCAAGCUCCACAGCUCCCAACAGGUUUGUCGGCAUCGGAGCACGGGACAACUUUCUAAACAUCCCACAGCAGACGCAGUCUUGGUUUCUUUGACAAGAUCCAUCUGAAACACACAGAUACAAAGUCUAUAGCUGAAACGUGAAACACAAAGCUAGGUAUGGACUGCUUUUAGCUAAUCACUCACAAUCCCUGUCCCUGAUCAACUCAGACCUGCAAGCACCCUGAAACCUUCACCAUGAGCCCUCAACCCAGGAAUCUGGAAAACUUCCAUAUGAGUCUUCAAAAACUACAUGAUUCUGCAAAUCUGAAACUGGAAAGAGGAAAAAAAAACAUUGAAACUGGGAAAACAGCAACACAAAAAGCGGGAGUGGAAAACAGAUUUGUUUCCAUUCUGAAUGAAGAAGAGGUUUCAUCAUAAGAAGUCUUUGUAAUGGUAUCAAGGUGACUUGAGUAUUGACCAAUAUUUUCUUCCUUCCUUUUAUUCAUUUUUAAAUCGUCCACCAACCAUGCAGCGGGGCCAAACCAUUCUGCUUUCACUCCAUCACAGGUAGAUGAAAUUAAACCAUUUCUGAUAUUUUACAUCCAGUGAAAAUGAAGCAAAGCGUGAAACCAGGAUGGGUUCAUCCACAUGCUCCACAUCAAGCUACACUUGAUUCUCAAACAUCUGAUUGGACAAGCACUACAAAAGACUCCCCAGCAUCCUGUGCUUUGGGAUUGGCCCAUCAUCAUGACUGACAUUAUCAAAUCAUGGGUGUGUCCCAAAUACUGGAAUGUUAAUAGUAAUUCGUAGUAAUUAAAUUCAACAAAAAGACUACAACAAAGGUCUGAAACGUUACCACACUUGAAUUCCAAUCUGAACAGUCGCUAUUUUAAGUUUAUUUAUUAAGUUUCAUCAACGCAUUUAACCAACGAUAUACUUUCAAUCUACUGUAUCUGAAGUGUGUGUUAUUACCACGGAGCAGAAUUUCAACACUGAAAAAAGAACAGAAAACCUGUCCACCCAUCUUCAUUAACAGGAAAUGAUAGAUAUAGCUAGAGAUAGAGGUGUGACACCUGCCAAGUCCCAUCCACCAGCCAAUGCUCACCUAUCAUACAAUGGUUACCAAUCAAGGAUGGUGAGGUCUAGCACACGUUUUCUCUGAGACACUUGAAGCCAUGCUCAUGCUAUGUGAAAAUUAACACACUCUAAGGAAAACGCUAUCUGCCCUGUUCUAUAUACUUGAGCUCACAGAUGCCUCCGAUUGGCUAGUCUCUCUGUGAUUGAUGAGAGAGAGAGAUAGUGUGCAAUCUCUCUCACCCAGAGAGCACAGCCAGUUUUGGUCUCUUGACCCCUGGCCAUGGAUGGCUGUGGUGUUGCUGUCAUGAUCUCAGCCCUUCAGGAGUGAGAGGGACGUUUUUAAUCAUGUAGCCACUCAUUUUCUCUGAAUGAACACAAUGAAUAGAAAAAGCUAGACUGAUUUCAUGUUGCAUCAGUUAGGCGUCUUGCUGUCAGACUAUACCAAGCCAGGCGUGGUCAGGCCAAACGCAAGUUAAUCUGGCCUGGUUGAAAAAAAGGAGAACAUACUUGACACAGGAACGAGAAAAAAGCUGACCACUAAUUAGCAUCAGAGAAUGGCUAGCAAGAGAAUGGGAUAAACCAGUACAAAAAUAUGAUGUUCUUUUUUCUGCCAACACUUCUAUUUGUACACUACCGCAAAGUAUGUCCUUUCAAGUUUUUCAGACGGCCAUGACGGAACAGCUCUUCUGUCGAACACUAGAGUUUGGGACACACCCAAUGUUAAGGCCCGGUCACACAGCACUCCGCGUCUAUAUCACGUACAAAAAGAUACAAAAAUCUGGUGGACGUGGUCGUAAGUGGUAAUUUUUGGUCAAUUUUUGGCUUUGCCGUGCUUUGUACGGGGUAUGGCCGUCGGCGGCUGUUUCACUGCUGCAGCACUGUCAAAUCACGGGUAACCGCGGCUCAGCAUCGUUGGAAGAGCGGCUUGCUGCGCAUAUAAAAGCGGUAGGAUAUGUUGAGCCUGUAUCAGUCGGUUCUGUUGGUGCUGGAGCAUUAAGAUGAGGACAUCACAGCGUUGAGGGUUCAUGUUCACCCCUUGACAUCUAGACUGCAAGUGCCGAGGUCUCAGAAAAUUACGGUAUUUACAUGCCGCAAAUCAGAAGUGAUGCAGAAGUGAUUAGACAGUGAUCAAUCGAAUUUAGAACUUGUUUGAGACGUCGUUUAACGGGCUUAGACAGUGGUAUGUACGCGGAAAAAUCCAUUUCUCAGUGAUAAGCCGCUAAACACACGCUAUAUCCCGUGAUACCAACGCGUAACACCCGUCCGAUGACCGUGCUCUGCCCGUGAUAGACCGCCAAACUUUCGCGUCUUACCACGUCUCCCCAAGUUUUAAUAACGGCCGGGACACUGAUUAUCACGUGUUUUUCACGUGUGUUGCACGUCUUUACCACGUGUGCCGGCCGUGGUUGUCCGCGGUCUAAAGUUUUGAGCAGUCCAAAACUUUUUGCCGCGUCCGACGCCGUUCCGAUUUUCCCCUGCGUCCUGUCACGUCUGUAUAUCGACUGUAACACGUCUUAAGUUCGACAUCAACACGAACAACAUCGUCUGCUUCACGGGAGAGCACUUUUUGACGGGUUUUGGCCGUGAUAAAGCCGUAAAGCGCUGUGUGACCGGGCCUUUAGCAAUGCACAAAAAACCCUGCACAUAUGAACAUGAAAUCGGAUAAGGGAUGCUUGGGGAGGUUGUCAGCCACGACAUACAACAAACCUCGAGAUACUCGACAUUAAUUACACUAAUAAACAGGCUUUUGUUAGCAAUAAACCAAGGACAGUGACGCAUUAGCGAAAAUAGUGUUGUAAAGCCUUUAUAAAUUAUAAAUGCACAAAUUCAGCUUUUAUGACCAACCAUCAUGCGUAAAAAAAGAUAAUGACUUUGCACCACUUCCAGCAGUAACUGUUUCUCUGCGCAUACUUCAGUUUUCAGUGCAACCACACAUACACCAGUAGAAAUCUUCAGAAAAAAAGCCUUUGUUUUGCCUCUCUGUCUUUCUCUAUCUCUCUUUCUCUCUCUCUGCUGAAAGUGGGUUUUUGUUUUGGUUUGCAGUAGUUUAACUGGUUUUCAUUUUGUGUCAUCUGUUAUUUUCUUUUACAGAAUUAACUGCAUGAGAGUUUAACUUCUUUCAGGUUUGCUUUUAAAACAUAGCAACAGUAACACAUACGAUUUCUACCCAGUAUUUUUUUUUGGCUUCAUCAUCCAUACUUCAUCCUUCCCUACUGCAUGUCCGAUCACUCUUAUUAUCUUAUCAUCAGCGCUCACUUCCUGUCCGGAGUCGGUUUUACAUUACUGACAUCACUUCCUCUAUUCCGUGCACUCUUUAUUUUUUUCUUUCUCUCUCUCUCUGUAGUGCACUACAGUACAGACGGAUUUGGUCGAGGCCCUCAUUAUAGACCGUUCUCCAGAUCACGCACACAAACGUUGCACUAUGAUAUAUAUAUAUAAGAUCGAAAACAACUUUCGUUCCCCCGUUUUAUGAUUUACGUUCCUUUUCUUGAAUGUGAAUAAUCGAACAAACCCGGUCACAGCGUUACACUGUGUAUAUCUACAUCCUGACAACACCAUCGACAUCACAAAAUAACUGGACUGCCCGGCUGUCAGUCACAUGUCAGGGAUUCUGCUUAUCAUUAGCCCCGCCCCCUGCCUGGCGAUUCCAGUCCGCGCAGCAAAGUGCCUCCCUUUCUGUUUUUUUUUUUUUUUAAAUGCAACCUGGCAUUGAAUUCAGGGUCUGUAUUUCAUGUAUAAGCUACAGAAUUAAUGUACAAUAUGUAUCAUGGCUUAGCAAGAACCAGAAGACUGGAAACAUCGCUUUUAUAAAUAUAUAUUAUCCAGACAUAAAGAUCAUACUCGUACGUGCUGUGUAUAUAUAUGGAAAUAUGUAUAGUAGCUCUUCUUUGGAAUACGGCAGUCUAGUUAUUUUUUGACCUUUCACCCCAGUUCAUAUCAGUCGUCUUCCAAACAACAGUCCUCACAACCCUUAAAAUAAAUAAUGUAAUAUCAUGGUAUUAUCACUUAUCAUUCAUACAUGGUACAAGACUGAUUAAAAAUAUCAGUGUUAGUAUUUAAAGGAGGAAAAGAGAGUGAGGUGUUUGUGGGCCGAGGGUGCAAACCUGUGAGUCUGUACGAGAAUUUUAAGAACUUUUUUUUUUUUUUUAAGUCCGCUCGUCCUGGACUCUAAACUCAAGGGCCAUGAACACUAUCCCAAUCUUUAUAAAAUAUUGGGUUUUUCUUUUCCCCUUCAUUUACCUUUAACUUUUUUUAUGUUAUAUUUGUAAUCAUUUUGUUUUUAAACUAUUAGGGAGGGUGGAACGAACAAUUUUAGAAAACUGUGUAUAACAGUACGUACGAUCCUGGUGCAUGUUCACGUGGGUUCAGUCUAUGAUUAUACUUUCUCUUCAGACACUUUUUAGAGGGUGUGUCAGUCAGUGCUCUUCUUCAGUGUGCUCGCUGGGGGGGUGGGGUUCGUAGUUUUCCAGGUUGUGACAAAAGGCAUUUUAUUUCAACCUUUAAGAAGAUCGUAUUUAAUUCCGUCAACCUUACGUUCCCGAUACACGCAGAGGUUGUUUUGUCCAGCUCAUUCACUUUUUAAAACCCCGGGAUUUUAGAACGGUUCAACUCAUUGACUGUAAAUUAAAGAACUGCGUAAUUAAUCAGCAAAAGUGUUUUUUGCCUUUGUGAUGAUUUGAAAGAUGUCGUAAUGAGUAUUUGUAGAAGUUCUUGUAGUUUUUAGACAAUGUAAAGACGGGUUCCUGGAGGAGAAGGAACGUUCCAGAGAAUCAUGGAAUCGUCUGGAAGAAUGAAACGUAGACGGGCUUCAUCCCAAAACCUCCUCCCUCCUGACCCUCAACCCCCUGCCUUCCACCACCCCCCUCCUCCUCCUCUUCUAACCCUCCCCUUCAAAAUGUAAAUGACCCUCUUCCUAGUGCUUGUGAUUAGUGUAGUGUGGUACUAAGCCAGCAUUUAAAGGUUGUUCCCUUCAAAAGUGCCUUUUGUUCACAGAGUCCAUCUUGUAAAACAUGAUUCUUAAAAAAAAAGGACAAAAAGUUUUCGCCCCAUCUUUCCUCAUCCACCCUUUAUUUCAGUCUUUCGAAGCCGUAUAUAUAUAGUAUAUAGUAAUACAGGAAAUGGAUGUGAUUUAGUUCUUUUUAUUGUUCGAUACUGAAAAAAAAUGUAAAGGCAAAAAAAUUCUUUCUCUGUCCUUUUGCCACUUUCCUUCUUUUGCGUUACUGGAGAUGUUGUACAAGACGUCUGUCUUACCCCAUCGUACAUCCGCCCUCCCCCCACCCCGAAAACGAGGCUUUUAUAAUUUUUUUUUUCCUCUUGAGCAGAAUAUCCUUGUCUGUAUGCUUGUUCUUGUUACGCCAUACCGAUCUCUCUCCUGUUCUGCCGCUUCUCCGUUUCUACUGCUAGUGUAAGUGAAAUGUGGCCGUCCGGGCUCCGUGGGGUCAGGUUACAGUUCCACGCAGCCCCUGAGUACCAACGUGCCAUUAUGGAGGUUGGAGGAUGAACAGUACUAAUAUUUUCAAUUGGCUUCCACGGAGCUGUGUGUCGAACGGCUUUGCUGUAAACACAGGACACCGGGUGAUAUCAAGCAGCUCAGUGUUAUUUUUUUUUCUAAUUUAUUUGUUUGUACUACGAUUUUAUACUAUUUUUGAAAUUUUUUGAUGCUUUUCUAUCAGGGUAUGGUCCAGAAGAUUCUCUCCAAGGGAAAAGUGGACCUUAAAAUAAAAAUAUAAAAAGCACCUUUCUUUAUUAGAAGAGCCAGCCUGCUUUUAAGAAACUGUUGACUGAUGACUUGCUGAAAGCACCUUAUGAGGCAGAAUGCACUUAAUGUGAAAUGCACUUAAAUAUGGAGAAUGUCCAGGUUUUUUUUUUUUAACGUACCACAUUUCAGUCCAUUGUAACGGAAGAUUGACUUGAGUUCAGAAGGUGUGUUUAAUCUAACCGAAGUCAGUAUUAAUAUUACAGAGGAUGAUAGAUUGCUUAUAGAGUGGACCUUUUUUAAAUUUAAAAAAUUGUUUAAAUUGUAGGACAUGGAGCAUCUACCAGAAUAUUCCCACUCUGGCAUAACAUCAGUGGAAACUAAUCACUUCUAACUGCCUUGUGUUUUUUAAUUUUAAUAAUUUUUUUGUUUUGCUUCGUUAUGUUUUCAUACUUUUCUGAGCUGCAGAACUUUUCAACACAUUUCUUGUCUUAGCGCCCCCUAGUGGAUCCCGGUGUCCUGCGCUUACAGAAAAAGCUCGUGUUUCAGCUCAAGACCCCUCAGAGCCCGCUGGCAAUGUGCAUGUGUUAACUACAGAUUCUUUUUCCAUUAUAAAGAAUAAAAAAAGUUUGUAAAGAGCAAUUGGUUGAAUAAAUGAUGUUCUUGACUGCAGAAAA
Messenger RNA from Neoarius graeffei (lesser salmon catfish), 8498 nucleotides. Its product is annotated as nuclear factor 1 X-type-like. Gene Ontology annotation, cellular component: nucleus. Gene Ontology annotation, molecular function: RNA polymerase II cis-regulatory region sequence-specific DNA binding; DNA-binding transcription factor activity, RNA polymerase II-specific. The transcript has 14 exons. The record is from RefSeq and is a predicted model, not a curated record. Gene Ontology annotation, biological process: regulation of transcription by RNA polymerase II. Lineage: Eukaryota; Metazoa; Chordata; Actinopteri; Siluriformes; Ariidae. Bases 491 to 2161 code for a protein of 556 amino acids.